Actinia tenebrosa (Australian red waratah sea anemone) is the source of this 1669-nucleotide messenger RNA. Its product is annotated as cAMP and cAMP-inhibited cGMP 3',5'-cyclic phosphodiesterase 10A. Lineage: Eukaryota; Metazoa; Cnidaria; Anthozoa; Actiniaria; Actiniidae. The record is from RefSeq and is a predicted model, not a curated record. Gene Ontology annotation, biological process: signal transduction. Gene Ontology annotation, molecular function: protein binding; 3',5'-cyclic-nucleotide phosphodiesterase activity.
UCCAAGGUAACAACAAUGGCAAUGAGUUUGUUGGAAUCUUCUUCAUGUUUAGUUUUCUCUGUAAGUUCUCCAAAAACAAAUGAAAAUGUCUUCUCCAACACGACAAGUUAGCGUCAGAAGGCUUCCACCUUUACCCAACCAAGUUCAGAUAAGGCCAAUUCUGAAAGAAAACGCUGCAAAUCUUGAAGACGGACUCUUGAAAACUCGCCAUUCGCGCGGACUAACAGAACAGCAAGUCAAAGACUACCUUUUAGCCAACCCUAACGUACUAGAUGAACUUGUACUGGAGGUAGCAAGCUGCGAUCAAAUCGAAAGAUGGUUAAUACGAAAAUCUCACUAUCUACGAAAAAUCGAAGGAACUACUGAAGGCGUCAAUUCAUCGCUCUCACGAUGGAAGUUCUGCGUACACUCGGACAAGCGCAAGAUGCUUCAACAAUUAACCAAAGAUAUCCAUCAGCAACCACAGAAGGCACGAGUAAUGAACGAACUCGUGAAAAGUAUUGCUGCCGCGACUCAUGCAGAUCGACAUUCCUUGUAUCUUGUUGAUAAGAACGGAACGGAUAUCUAUCUAUAUUCUGAAACAAAACCAAGGUGUCGUACUCUUAAUCGCCAACCCAUCGGCAAAGGUUCUACUGUAGCAGCAUAUGUGGCAGAGAGUGGCGAGAAUGUCUUCACUAAAGAUAUCUUAGGGGAUGAAAGAUUCCCUAAAGGGAUCGGCAUAGAAGAUAGUACUGCCCAGUCCGUUCUCUGUCAACCUAUCAUCCAAUCAGAUGGCAUUUUAGUUGGGGUUGUAGAGCUUGUCAAAUCGUUAGGAAGUUCUCCUUUUCAAAAAGAAGACGAAGAGAUUUUAAACAGUUACUUGGUGUGGGGAAGUAUAGCAAUUCAUCACGCUGAGAUAUCAAAGCAAAUCCAAAAGCAAAAGGAUUUAAACAGCUUUUUAUUGAACGUCGUCAGAUCGAUUUUCGAUGAGAUAUGUACCAUGGAUGUAGUUAUCGAGAAAAUUAUGGCUUUUGCAAAGAAGUUGGUCAAUGCAGAUCGUUGCUCUCUGUUUUUACUCGACACCAAAACAAAUGAACUUUACGCAAAUCUUUUCGACGAAGGAGACGAGGACGGUACGGGAUUCAAGUUCAAAAACGGACUAGAAAUAAGAUUCGAAGCUACUAAAGGCAUCGCUGGUUACGUAGCUUCCAAAGGGAUGAUACUGAACAUACGCGAUGCUUAUAGAGAUCACCGAUUCAACCGAGAGGUAGACAUGAAGACUGGCUACACCACGCGAAAUAUACUCUGCGUGCCCGUCAGGUGUAAAGGAAGUAUUAUUGGUGUAGUCCAAAUGGUCAAUAGUUAUAGGGGAUUCUUUUCGACUGAAGGUAACACAAUUUUUAAUCCUAAAUUCUUCGUUACUUCUUUAUAAAAAAGGAAAAAAUAUAUAAUCUGUCAAGAAAUAAACUAGUCUGUCAAAAGGAUGUCAGAAUUAAACUAGUUAGUCAUUCCUACUCAAAAAACCCGCUCCAAAGAGUACGCUUGCCAUACAGCCAAUGACUAUAAGGGAUUAUUACACGUGCUCAUCUUAUCCAAGAACAUUUAUGGAAUGGAAUAAACUCCCAAAGGAAACAGCACUUGCCACCUCACUGGCUUCAUUUACACCUUUUGCUGUUCAUUAACAGAAAAU